CUGAACCGGAGAAUAAACGUGACCGGGGGUGAGCUGUGUGGACAGAAGCGGCUGGAGAGGAGACCGGUUAGGAUGAAAACCUCCUCCUGGCAGAGCGUCGGUGCUGUCAGGAGAUCCACCGAGUGACAUCUUGAAGCGGUUGGGACAGAGGUUUUGGAGAUCUGACGAGUAGCCAUACAGUCUUAUCUUCUGCGGACGGUGCCAGAGGUUCUACGAAUAGCAGCCAUACCUUUCUCUCCGGGCUACCCCCAGUUUUUGGCACCCACCAUGUCACUGAUUCCAUUGGUGGAUGGAUAUGCCGACACCACCGCUUGCCUUGCCCAGACUAGUAGCAACUCGGGUGCAGAAGCACUAAUAGAAAGCAAGGUAGAGCCUAACACUUCUUCAUAUGGCAUAGGCACAGGUGGGAGCCAUCCUUCGGAGGAGGGUCAAUCUUCUACCCCUACCGUGGACAAUGAGCGAGUGACCACUGGCCCCUGUGCCUUUGGUUCUCCUGCCUGGUGCUUCUUUGGGGUCCCUGGUGGAUCCUCCAACAUACAACGUGAGCUUGUUGUGACCUGUACGCUCUGUCGAGCCCAAGUUCGAAGGGGGAUCAAUCCGGGCAAAGUUGGCACCACCUGUCUCUUUACUCACCUCGAGAGGCGGCAUGGCAUGACCAGGCAAGAAGUUUAUGAGCAAGCUGUGGCAUCAGGUUAUUGUGGCCCCAAUAUGAUGACUGCUACUCUUUCUUCAGAAUUUGCUGGUGGAAGUGGCAGCCUUCACUCCCGGGUACCUACUAAAAGACCUGGCAUUUCCCCUUCAUCCUCGGAUGAUGAUGAAGAGAAGCCCAAACGUCAAGCCACGACUGCUCCAGCAACUUCAUCUGGACCAUCUACCACCUCUAGCUCCCAGUCCGAUAAGCAGAACCAAAGUGGUCACGCGUCUUCCUCGUACCGCCAGGCUUUACGGGACCGUCUUCUUGGCAGCGUGCACAUGUUUUGUGAAGUGUGCCACGCCUUAGUGUUGUCAGGAGAACGGAGCCAGAACGUGCGGGACUUGGCGCUGGAGACGCAUUUCUCCAACAGUCACCCCCAGGUUUUCAAACUCUUAAAAAGCGGAGCCGCCAGAGACGUGCGCCUUGGCGGUUUGGGUCCCUUCUCUGCUCUUCCUUCUGGUUCUUUACCAUCUUCUGUCCAACGUUGAUCCUCGACCCAUAUAUGAGAUAAGUCCUGAUUUUUGUGGACUUUCAUGGAAGACCCGAUAAUGGGAUCUCACACUGGUCACUUCAAGCUUAUGUAAAGCCGGACAUAGACUUCCAUGUUUAACCCCUUCCCUCCCCUUCAAUUGAACACCAUGAACGUACAGAACUUGCAUUGUCUCGAGUGUGAAAUUUGCGGUCAUGAGAAGUUCCUCGCAUGUCUGAUCUUUUUGUAGCACGCUCAGGUUUUGCUGCAUAAUUCUAAUUAGAGAUGAGCGAAUUUCAUAUUUUGAACCACGGACCAUAACGCAAUUCUAUGACAGAAUGCCUUUAGAGGC
This is a messenger RNA of Bufo bufo (common toad), 1515 nucleotides long. RefSeq lists its product as uncharacterized. NCBI's taxonomy places the organism in Eukaryota, Metazoa, Chordata, Amphibia, Anura, Bufonidae. Gene Ontology annotation, molecular function: DNA binding. The coding region runs from base 268 to 1182 and encodes 304 amino acids. The record is from RefSeq and is a predicted model, not a curated record. The transcript has 2 exons.